Molecule: messenger RNA, 1619 nt
Organism: Folsomia candida
Lineage: Eukaryota; Metazoa; Arthropoda; Collembola; Entomobryomorpha; Isotomidae
Product: E3 ubiquitin-protein ligase SINAT5
Exons: 6
Coding region: 534-1346 (270 amino acids)
Biological process (GO): multicellular organism development; proteasome-mediated ubiquitin-dependent protein catabolic process
Cellular component (GO): cytoplasm
Molecular function (GO): ubiquitin protein ligase activity; ubiquitin conjugating enzyme binding
Source: RefSeq, a predicted model, not a curated record
GUAGUAAGCAAUUUAAGUUUCAAAUAUUUACAACUCGAACAUAUAAGGUGUUGGAAAAUAUGAGGCAAAUAGAGUACGAAUGGAGUUUUAUUCACAUCAGUUAUCUAAAUAUGUAUGAUGACGAUGUUCAUGAAUGCCGUCACAAUAUAUGCAUUAAACAAGUUAGUGUAUUCUUUCCUAUGUAAAUAUUAAGCUGGCUGAACGCAUGUAGAUACAUCCCUAUAUAUGCAUGCACGGUCAGUCACCAUUGGUCACACACAAAGACACACGUGCAAAGAGUGAGGUAGUGGCAUUGUUGAAAAUGAAACAUAAUCCAUUCUUUAAAUAGAAAGGUUCGGGUUAGGGUAGUGACUACAAAUGCCACUUUUUCCCGUAUGUACAUAUGCAUGUAAAAGGGUUGAACUUAUGUAGUCGGCCACAUCUUUUGUUAGAUAAAAUUCUGACCAAAAUUGAGGACCACGUUUCAGUAUUAAAGACUCAAAUACGUUGAGAGAUACAUUUCGAUAUUUAAAAGCAUCCAAGACAACACCGUAAUGAAUGAAGUUGAGAAAGCUGAUCCGCCCCCACUGCGUGACGCUCUCGACUGCACAAUUUGCCUGGAGGCUCCAGCAUCACCGAUUAAUCGGUGUCAAAAUGGUCACAUUGUUUGUGGCAUCUGCGCAGGAAAAGUGGUACAAUGUGGUCUUUGUAAAACCAGAUUGCAAAAAUCCAUUUUGGCGGAACGGCUGUCACGACAGCUGGAAUUGAAACGCAAUUGUCCCAAUUCUGAGUCCGGUUGCGUUAAUCCGAUAGCCGCAGCAGAUUUCAAGGACCACGUGGCGACCUGCUACUACAGAGACGUGACAUGCUGCUUGAAUGGGAACAACACACUCGAGAAGAUCGCCAUCAGCGAUUAUCCCGCGCAUUUGCAAAAGAUUCACAAGAUUAAAUUCACCGAAAUUUCUGAUGGAGAGUGGGCCACUGGAGAGUACCACUUUUUAAUGGAUGGUGACAAAUUCGCAGACUCUCGACAACGUGAUAUAAACAUGAUAUUGAAGAAAGACAAGGCAAUUUUCUUGAUCCAUUUUUGCAACGAUGCUGACCAGUACAAAUUUUGGGUGAGCUUACUUGCAGACGCAAAGGAAGCGAAGAAACACUCCAUCAAGCUGAAAAUAAGCAAUCAUAUCGAUGUCGAAACACAGAUUGGACUAUCGUUCACCGUUCCUGCUCUGGCGUUCCACGAUCUCGCAAAAUUGGAGGACAGCCACUGCGCGGUGAUCCCAGCAUGUGCAUUCGCAACGCCUGGGAGGGGAGAUUCAUUUCUGCAUCGUUACGUGUCGUUAAUUUUUAAAUACACGAUAAUUUAAUGCACUCUUACUUGACAAUCUUAGUUGUACUCCGAAAUUUUGUCUCAUUAUGGAAAAUGUAUAAAAACAUUUCGUAUGUAAAUAUGUACCAAUAAGAAAAAUCUGGCCAAAACUGGAAAAAACUAUAUGGCGCCGAAAAUGGGGUACAGGUCUGUCAAUAUUGAGUCAAAAUGUGUAUGAUUGUUCGCUCAAAUAAACAACAAAAAAUCCAUUAAUAAACAAAUGCUGAGGAGCAUUCAUGUACAUAUGUAUGACGUUAAUACGUGGUAAUAA